AUGAAGACCUUUGCCACAACACUCAUCACCGCACUCCUCGCUGUCGCCGAAGGGAUCUAUGCGUUUCCCAGUACUGGAACCACCCCGCUGAGAAAGGAGGCAAGCAAAAAGAAUAUUCUUAUCGGGUCUGGAGCGAUCAAUCCGACAUUUCUCAAUGAUCCAGAGUUCGCGGCCGUUCUUGCCAACCAAUUCAACAGCCUUUCUCCCGAAAAUGAGAUGAAAUGGUCGUUCAUCAACCCGAUCAAAGGGCACUACAACUGGGAUACGCUCGACCGCCUCGUGAACUUCGCAGAAGACAACAACAUGGUGGUCAAGGGACACGGGCUCAUCUCGAGCUGUUGUAACCCUGACUUCCUGCUCAACAUCACCGAACCCACAGCCAUUCGCGCUGCGAUGAAGACUCAUUUUGAGGCGAUCAUGCACCGGUACGAUGGCAAGAUGGAUCGAUGGGACGUCGUCACCGAAGCUCUUAAAACAAUGGGCGGCGGCCUGAACAACAACACCUUUCUUAAAGUGCUCGGACCCGGCUACAUCGAAGAUGCCUUCCGCAUCGCCCGAGCAGCAGCCCCAGGCGCGAAGCUAUUCAUUAACGAAAACCUCGUCGAGUCAAUCCCCGAGAAGCGCAAUGAACUCUACAAUCUGGUCUCCAAACUCGUGGCGAAGGAGGUCCCAAUUGACGGAAUCGCUCUGCAGAUGCACAUCACUGAAGUAGCCCCAAAACCGGGGGUGAUCACGCACAUGGUCGACUCCUAUAAGGCGCUCGGACUGGAAGUGGCAAUUGCGGAAAUGGAUGUCCACACGCUUGACAACGCUCUCGAGACAUCUAUUUACGGUGCCGUUAUCCGCGAGGCCCUUAAAGCAGGAAUCACCGACAUUAGCUUCUGGGGCUUCACGGAUAAGCACGCCUACACCUGGGUGCCGGGAGCAAAACCAUUGAUGUUCGACGAGUGUUACAAGCCCAAGAGUGAAUUUUACGCCACUCAUGCCGCCGUCGCCAACUUCGUUGACUGGGCCUAG
Penicillium argentinense is the source of this 1017-nucleotide messenger RNA. RefSeq names its product endo-1,4-beta-xylanase. The transcript has a single exon. The record is from RefSeq and is a predicted model, not a curated record. Lineage: Eukaryota; Fungi; Ascomycota; Eurotiomycetes; Eurotiales; Aspergillaceae. Gene Ontology annotation, biological process: carbohydrate metabolic process. Gene Ontology annotation, molecular function: hydrolase activity, hydrolyzing O-glycosyl compounds. The coding region runs from base 1 to 1017 and encodes 338 amino acids.